AUGCACAUAACAAUACCACCACGUGCUGCGGAGUGUUUUUCCAUAGAAGUGGAAAACUAUAAGCAUGGUAUAUCACUAAACUACGAGGUACUUCGUGGUGCAGCAGAUGAGUUAGAGACAGUAUUAAGAGACGGGAAGCAGCAGAUUGUUUACACUCGAAAAGGUGCAUCUGGACGAUACGUAACCCCUAUUGGUGAAGGUGGAAUACAUUCAGUAUGCUUUAAAAAUGAACUUUCACCUGUGGGAGACGUGAUCGUUGGGUUUUCCUUCCAUGCAGACGAUCCAAGUCAUGAAGUGCUUUCGAACGCAGAUACCACCAAAAUCAAACAAGUGCAGGAGUUGGAAGAUAUGGUCUAUGAGCUGAGUGUGAGCCUCGACACUGUCAAAGACACUCAGGCGUACAUGAAAGCCAUUACCAACUACCACAACAAACUGAUUACGAGUACGCACAGCCGAGUCAUGUGGUGGACACUUGUUGAAAUGCUUGUUCUCACAGCUGUCUCAAUGGCUCAGAUUUCGUUCUUGAGGCGCACACUAGAGAACGCAGGAAAAGCCAUUGAUAAGCUGCUACAGAAUGGUCAUACUCCCGCUGUAUACUGUGGCUUUGAUCCAACGGCCAAUUCGUUGCAUUUAGGCAACUUACUCCAGGCUUUUGCUCUACGCCACUUUCAAUGCGCUGGUAUUCGUCCAAUUCUACUGGUGGGCGGUGCCACAGGCAUGAUCGGAGACCCUAGUGGCAAGUCGGAAGAGCGUGUGCUGUUAUCGGAUGACACAGUGUUGCAUAAUGCACGGCAAAUUACCAAAGGACUGUCGGCUAUACUAGACUUUAAUGACCCAAAGACUGGUGCGGUCAUUUGUAAUAACGCCGAGUGGCAUACUAACAUGUCAGCGGUCACGUGGAUGCGAGACAUUGGGCGUCAUUUUCGAGUGAAUGCAAUGCUACAUCGUGACAGUGUAAAGAAACGUCUAGAGACGGACCAAGGCAUCAGCUUUCUCGAGUUUUCGUAUCAACUCUUCCAGGCCUACGACUUUCUCCAUUUGUACAAAAAAUACGGAUGUGUUGCACAGAUUGGAGGUAGCGAUCAGUGGGGAAACAUUGCUUCGGGCAUUGAGCUUGUUCGUAAGAGCAUGGGCGAGGAAGUAUAUGGGGCGACGUUAACACUGCUAACAACGGCUACUGGAGAAAAAUAUGGCAAGUCCGCAGGCAACGCAAUUUGGCUGGAUACGGACAAGACGUCUGUCUUUGAGUUUUAUCAGUUUUUCCUUCGCACGGAUGAUCGCGAUGUCGAGAAGCUGCUCAAAGGCUUUACAUUUCGAAAAGUAGAUGAAAUUCGUGACAUUAUGGCUGAGCACGAGAAGUCUCCUGGAAUGCGAGCUGCCCAAAAGGUGCUGGCGGAGGACAUCACAGCAAUAAUGCAUGAUCAAGCGGGCUUAAAGGCUGCGCUGGACGCCACAAAAUUCAUUUUUGGGAAUAAAAGCGGUCCUGUAACUGCUGACGAAAUGCUUUGCAUGGCCGGAGAUGUACCUAUGACAGCUCUUUCACGUGCUGAUGUUCUUAAUAAGUUUGUAGUGGACCUUGCUGUACGAGUAGGCGCGGCAAAAUCCAAAGCUGAAUGUCGACGUCUGAUCAAGGGUGGUGGCGUUUACCUUAAUAACGAGCGCGUUGAAACGAACACUCUGCGCGUAGAGACAUCACAUCUUAUUGAUGGCAAGUUAUUAAUGAUGCGCAUCGCCCAAGUGAGUAUGGCCACACUAGCGCGAGCAGCACUUCUCGCAAUUGACUCAGUGUUUCUCGGGCAUUUGGGCAUAAAGGAACUUGCAGCCGCUUCACUUGCUCAACUCUGGACAAGUCCUGCUCUUUACGCUGUAUGGGCCUCUGCUUCAGCACUCAAUACGUUGUGUGGCCAGUCAUGGGGUGCUGGCAAUCAAGAACUCACAGGCGUUUGGCUGCAAUUUGGGCUUGUGAUCACAACGGUGCUUUCGGUGCCUGUUUUACUUUGGUAUUGGUGUGUUGGCUGCAUCCUUGAGUACUCGACGGAUGACCCAGAGGUUAUCGCACUUGCUACCACAUUUUCACGCGUGGUCUCCGGAUCAAUCCUCCCAACACUUCUCUACUGCUGUCUUAGGCAGUAUUUGCAAGCAAUGGGGAUUCUGUUACCCACUACGGUAGUUGGAGUAGUCUCAAUCUUCGUUGCUGCCGGCAGCAAUUCCGUUCUUAUAUACGGCAUUGGCUCGUGGCACGGCCUGGGCUUCAUUGGAUCGCCAAUUGCCACAGUUGUGGCUUCCUGGUUCCAGCCGCUUGCGCUUUUCAGCUACGCUAUCCUCUACAAACAUUAUCAUCGUCGUGCGUGGUAUGGAUGGAACAUCCACGCUUUAACGCUUUGUCGGCUUCGAUCCUAUCUCCGAGUGGCGGGACCCAUUUCAAGUAACAGCUUUGUAUCAAAUUUGGCGAAUGCGCUGGUGGCUCUAGUGGCAGCUAAACUUGGCGCCCGUAUUAUCGCUGCUAAUGCUGUCGUUUCAAGUCUGUGGUCUCUACUAUGGGCACUUUUCUGGGGCUACGGCUGCGCUACUCAGAUCCGUGUUGCUAAUUACCUAGGUGCAGGCAAACCUGAAUUAGCUCGCCGCAUUACCGGAUUGGGUUUUAUCUGCACCAUGGUCGUCGUUGUCUUCAUCGCAACUGUCACUAGUAUCUUGGAUAACCGAAUUAUUGCCCUGUUCACGACGGACGAAGAGCUGCUGACCACGUGUAAGCUUGUAUUACCUAUUUUCAUCAUUGCCUGUGGAUUUGAGGCCAUGGAGAUACUUGGUGCUGGGGCUUUAACUGGAAUGAGCCAAGUGCAAACUGUAUUUUGGACCAGUGCAAUCGCCACGUGGCUCGUUAAUCUUCCAGUUGCCUACAUAGGCGGUAUUAUAAUGGGUUACGGUUUCCCUGCGCUUUGGUUGGGUGUGCUAAGUAUGGAGCUCUUUAAAGUCAUUAGCUACUUACUAGCGCUCACUCGUAUAGAAUGGGACAAAAUGGCUGAAUGUGUGAAGAAAGCGGCAGAAGUGGCACCUGGAAUGAAGCAAAGUACAGCUUCAUUCAUUCUAUCAGCUGCAUCUGAUAUUCAACCUACAAUACCAAACGCAACACCACCUCUCGUGGCUUCGCUCUUGGAGCGUCAUCAUCGCAUGCAGAGUGAGGAGCUGCACUUCAAUAUGGUGUUAAGGGGUUCUGUGCGACCUCUUAAUGGCCAAUUGAUUAAGAGUAUGGAUCAUUAG
Messenger RNA from Peronospora belbahrii, 3258 nucleotides. The record is from the annotation of a GenBank genome assembly. Lineage: Eukaryota; Oomycota; Peronosporomycetes; Peronosporales; Peronosporaceae.